Volvox carteri f. nagariensis is the source of this 4854-nucleotide messenger RNA. RefSeq lists its product as uncharacterized. The record is from RefSeq and is a predicted model, not a curated record. Gene Ontology annotation, biological process: potassium ion transport. Lineage: Eukaryota; Viridiplantae; Chlorophyta; Chlorophyceae; Chlamydomonadales; Volvocaceae. Gene Ontology annotation, molecular function: voltage-gated potassium channel activity. Bases 1 to 4854 code for a protein of 1617 amino acids. The transcript is spliced from 18 exons.
AUGCGUCUGACGGACGCAAUGACCGUCACGGGCACUCAGCUAUCGGACGCCGUUCCAGACGUUCCAGCUCCGGAUUUCCAUGGCGAUAGCGCCUCCUAUGACACCGACAUGGACAUUCAAACCACCUUUGCCAAUUUUUCCAAGCCUUGGAAACCCAUUACUUUGGUCCAACCCUGCGUCACUACAACCGGGAGGCUCUUUUCCUCGUGCAAGCCGCUGCGCGACGGCUUCACAGCCGAAGGCGAAUUUGGACCGCGCAAUCCCCGUGGUCUUUUUGCCUGCUGCGGCAGCAUCCGGUCUUUUUGCCUGCGGCGGCAUCAUUUGGACCUCCAGGCGUGUUUGGCUGUAUGUCAGUUGCGCAAAAUACCGGGCGCGCUGCGGCGACUGGGCCAAGUCACGCUACGCCAAUUGUACGACGCGGCGUUCGAGCCUCCACAAGGCUAUGAGGGCGGAGAGAGCGUAGGUGCGCUGUGGAACCUGGUGACCCGGCAGGUCGAUGUACGGCUUCACUCAUGGGAAUCGUACUCGCACGAGCUGGAUGACCGGGAACGGCUUGGCCAGGGAAAUCCCAGGCAGGUGUCGUACAGGCGGUCGCCGUUUGGUCUUCCUGUCGUACACCCUUUGUGUAGAGCAGCUUUGACCUGGUCAACGUCCAUGUUGCUAUUCGACCUGGUCUUUACGGCGUUUUGGGUGCCGGUCAAUGUUGCGUUUUGCCUGGACCAGUACGGCAGGCUGGACGCCGUGUGCACUCGUACGGAUCUGGCGGGUGGCAUUGUCUACCUGGUAAAUCUACUUUUGGGUUUCCAGAUUGGAGUAACGCUCACAUGCGGGUAUCGCUCCAGGGUGGUGAUGGAUGGAGUAGAUGCUGUACGACUGUACGGCUCUACUUUGUCGUUCUGGUUGGACAUACUGGCAGUGGCGCCCUUUGUCUACUUGUGUAAUCUAAGUCAUACAUACAUACACGUACAAACACCGAAAAAGACGUACAUAUUCACGCAUGAUAUGCAGGUGAUGGUGUUGGGUUUGGGUGAUGCCGUGGCCCGCCAUCAAACAGUUUCCAUCAUUUCUCUCAUUCGCCUAGUACGAUUAUUCAGAGUGGCAUCGAUCAUCAAGCAAGUGUACAGCAGUUCCACGGGUGGUGAGGUUCAGUCCUCGUGGGUUGCGGACCACUUUUCAGUCACCCCCUUGUACAUGGCGUUACUGACCUAUCUGGCUAUGGUGCUCGUAAAUCUGUAUUCAUGUCUGUUGCUGCUCAUUGCUCAUUACGAGCUGCAGCACGGCAAGACGUCCUGGAUGACGAGCAUUGCGUGGGAGAAUGUCGCAGAGGCAGGCGCGGCCGUCCGGUGGUAUCAAGCAGUAUACUUCUGCAUCACCGUGAUGACCACGACGGGCUAUGCGGACUUUCUUCCCAAGAGCCCGGCGGAGCAGGUGCUCGUGUCCGUGAUGAUGCUUAACGGGCUGGUCAUCUUUGGUGCAGUGGUGGCGCUCAUUGGCAGUGCACUUAAGCGCAGCCAGGAGCGCGCACAGAGGGCGUACGACGACCGGAAGCAGAUAACUUUGUUACGGCAAUACCUUAUGAAGGGGAAGGUCGAGGAUGAAAGGGCGUGGGAGGGCGUGGUUCGGGAGGUCCUGACGUUUUACGCUGAGUUGUCCGCGCGGAGGGAUGAGGGCCGUACAGAGAGCGACAUUGUGUUUGAACUCCCCAGCCACCUGCGACAAGAGGUUUCCAAGCAUGUGGUCAUGGAGCUCAUAGACCGGUGUCCGCUACUCAAGGACCUGCCGGAGGAAAUUCAAGAACUUCUUGCCGUACAUUUCGUACCCAUCGAGAUGCCUACAGAUCACGAGAUUUUCCGGCUGGGUGAUGACCUGGAGGGCGACGGGGGGGGCCUGUGGCUGUUGGAGACGGGGGUGGUGGGUGCGUAUCGAAACAAGGAACGCGUGGAGAUGCCGGCAGGUCCCGCUGGCCUUGCCGUACCGUGUCUCCUGGGGGAGGCUGCCGUACUGGCCGACAUCAUACCCUCUUGCAGAGCGUGUCUGCAGAUCUACCCCAGCAUUGCCGUACACGUGAUGCGGUUUAUCCGCAACGGCAUCAUGAACUGGCUGGCGGGCCUGGAGGUUGUCGGUUGGUGUGAGGUGGUUCAAUUGCUCAAGCGUUCCUUCAUCAUGGGCCCUUUGCGGGAGCGCUUUCAGGAUUGCUACCUGGCCUUGCAAUUGGCCAGUCCGCAGGACGGCGCUCUUACGGAGCUGUUGUCGGCCUGGUUAGAGAUGAGCGUCUCGAAGGAGAUGACGCUUCAAGAAUCGUUGGACGAGCGAGAAGUCAAAGACGCACCCAUGGAUUGCGGCCCCUCCUGGACCACACGAGCAGCCACCGCGAACCAGGACUAUUUGAUUACCCCCGCCGCGACGCCUGAACAUGCUCCCGCAUCGCCAGUCGGAUCAGACGCGGCGGGCCGUACAGCCGACGCCGCCGUACUGGUUCCAUCCGUGCCGCAACAAGCUGCUGCUGCGGCGGCGACGGCAAUGGCAUCGGGGUUAAUCCCAGUGGAUGAAGAGAGUGAGCACGACCCGUGGGUCGCGGACAGCAGCGCGGUACUGUUUGCUGGCGGCGGCAGCGGCGGCAGCGGCGGCGUGCCGACGCAACAGGGUCUGCCGUGGCCGCCGCCGGCGCUGUUAGCGGCGACGUCAUUGCCAUUGCCGCCUGUGAUGCGAGGUCCUCUUCCUUUGCGGGCCGCCAGCGGGCGGUCUAGUACGUCCACUUUGCCUUUGGCGGUAGAGAAGGGAGUGCCGGCUGGAGGCGCUGCAGAUCAGGACCGAUCCGCAGCCCCGGUUAACGCGACCCAGGAUGGGGUAUUUAUGGCCGCAGCGGCGCCGCCGCCACCGUCGCCACUGCCGCCGACACACGUCUUGCCCUUUGUCUCGCCGUUUGCAGCUGCCGCGGCGAUACCGCUGCUGUCGUAUGGCAGCUCGGGAUUUGACGCCGCCGGCGCUGCGCAGCCAGCUCCGUCGCUCUUUCCACGGCCAGUCGUACACGGUACGGCAUCCGCCCAGGAGCCUGCUGUAGCCUGUUCAAGCGGUGGAGACCGUUGGUCAUCGCCGUCACGGAACGCCGGACAAAACCGCCAGGCAAUUACGGCGGCGGCGGCGGUGGCGGUGGCGCCCUUGGAUCAUGGACAGCAACGCAUGUCCUCCAUGGAGAGCGACCGUGCCGUACAGCGCACCGCCGCCAGCGCGUCGGCACGCUUGGAUAAGGGCAGCGUCGUCGAGGGUUCGCCGUGGGUGGUGCUUCCCAGUGAGUUGGAGGCGGAGGCGGUCCUGCAGCGGAAUUCAGAUACCCAAUGGUGCCGUACGUCUCCUUUCGGCGCCAACCGCGGUGGCGGCGGCAGCGGCCAGCAUGUACUGCACCAGCAAUUGUCACCGCCGUCAGGGCCGUCACCGCUGACGUCGCCGACCGCGUCGCCGCGUCUGGUGUGGUACGGCGUUGCGGCAGGCAGUCCUGCGGCCGCCGCCGCGGCGGUGGCGGCGGCGGCAGCGCGAGUUCAGCAGACGCCGAUGUCGCCGAGGGGUCCCGGUGGCCUUGACCAGGGCUUGACGGCGGCAGCGGCGGCACCGCCGCCGCCGCCGCCACCACUACCAGACCAAGCACCCACCGCGGCGGCGGCACUCACAGGUCAGACAACCGAUUUCCGCCUGACGUUUAUAUGCAAGAUCUUUCUGGCCGCUGGGAUGCGGGUGGAACAACUUAAACGGCUUCAGCCAAGGGUUUCGGAGCUGGCCCUCGCCGGUGCGGCCAUGGCAGCAGGCACAACUGCCACAGCCAGCUCCGCCGUACCCCAGGCACCUACGAUCCUCGCGCCCGCCUGCACGUACUGCGGCUGUGCCACGUGCGCGUACUGCGCUCGUCCAAUCGUUCCGCACGAUGCUGUAGAGGCGGUGCGGGAAAGGACCGCCGCCACCGCAGGUUCCGGAGCACUCGUCAGUCCGCCGCAGCACGCUGACUCCGAAACUGCCAAUGCUCUUCCCGGAGCCGGCGGAGGCAGGGGAUCCCUGCUGGCCGGCGGUAGCGCGUUAAGCGUCACGACUAGCACCAACAACUACAGCGGCGGCGGCGGCGGCGGUGGUGGUAGCCGCCAAGUCCGCAGCGUGAACCACAGCACCGGCGGCGGCGGCGGGGGCGGCGGCGGCGGCGGCGGGGGCAGCCGCCAAGCCAGCGGCGUGAACCACAGCACCGGCGGCGGCGGCGGCGGCGGGGGCGGCGGCGGCGGGGGCAGCCGCCAAGCCAGCGGCGUAAGCCGCAGCCUCGGAGGCAGCGAGUAUAUUGGGCCGGUACCCGGGUCGCUGUCGCCGGCGCUACCAGCUUCCGUGCCAAAGAGUCCCAUGGGUCGGUUGCGACAAGAUCGCGCGCGUCUAACUGGAAGCCCAAUGGCCCGCACCUCAUCUGCCCAUUCGAGGCUUCCCUUGAGGUUACCGACGGCACAACCGUCUGCUGUUAGCAGGCUGCGCUCUGGUAUCCGUGUCAGCAGCCCUAGCGGCGGCGGAGGCAGCGCCGGCAGCGGCGGCGAGCGGGCUGCAGCCGGCGGCAGCAGAGCCAGGCUUGGCAGCGGUUACGGCUACGGCAGCGCAAGGCGCGUCGGCUCCGGCGCCAGCAGCGCUCUUUCCGCCGGCGGCGGCGUUAGCGAUGUCGGAUUUCAGUUGUCGCCUGGCGCGGCGCUGGCGUUGGCGGCCGAGUCGGUUUCGGGCCCCGCGGAGAAGGCUACGGGCGGCGCGAGUGAGGAGUCAAACGAGGGAUCGAAGCCCGCGGAAGAUGUUUUUGCGGACGCAGUACUUCCUCGUAGCGGUACUAUGCGGAUUGUGUGA